Molecule: messenger RNA, 805 nt
Organism: Cariama cristata (Red-legged seriema)
Lineage: Eukaryota; Metazoa; Chordata; Aves; Cariamiformes; Cariamidae
Product: molybdopterin synthase sulfur carrier subunit-like
Exons: 7
Biological process (GO): Mo-molybdopterin cofactor biosynthetic process
Cellular component (GO): cytosol
Source: RefSeq, a predicted model, not a curated record
UUCCCCGAGCAGGUCUCGGUGCUCUAUUUCGCCAGGAGCGCGGAGCUGGCGGGGCUGCGCUGCGAGACCCUCUCGGUGCCACGGCAGAUCACCUCUCUGCAGCUCUGGGAGGAGAUCGUCAAGGUUCACCCAAGGCUUGCUGUCAUCCAGGAUCAAGUGGUUUUUGCUGUUCGGCAGGAGUACGUGCUUCUUGGAGAUCAGCUCCUGGUCCUGCAGCCUGGAGACGAGGUUGCCAUCAUCCCACCAAUUAGUGGAGGCUGAAUCUGCCCAGGUUCUGUUAGGUCCAGACAUGUGAUUGCAGUUCUCUCCCUCCACCCCGUUACUCUUUUGGGAGAGCAUAACUUGCAUUUCCUUCUGUUUGGUUUCAGCUUUUCUAGUGAGCUAUGGAUGAAAGCAAAGAUGUGCCAAGAGAUUUUAUCAAGCUCAAGUCUGAAAAGCUGUCUGUAGAUGAAGUAUCAGAACUGGUUAUUUCACCAUCCUGUGGGGCAGUGUCUCUGUUCAUUGGUACUACAAGAAAUAAUUUUGAAGGGAAAAAAGUGAUUCACUUAGAAUAUGAAGCAUAUACUUCAAUGGCAGAGACUGAAAUAAAGAAAAUCUGCAGAGAUGUCAGACAGAAAUGGCCGUCAGUCAAACAUAUUGCAGUGCACCAUAGACUUGGUGUGGUUCCAAUAACUGAAGCAAGUGUAAUUAUUGCAGUCUCCUCUCCACAUAGAGCAGAAUCCCUUGAAGCUGUAAUGUACUGCAUCGAUACCUUGAAAGCAUCUGUUCCAAUAUGGAAAAAGGAGAUUUAUGAGGACGAAUACUC